GCGGCCAUGAGCGACAACAUCCCCCUGCAGCCGGUCAGGCAGAAGAAGCGCAUGGACAGCAAGCGCCGCGGAGGGUGUUGUGACUGCUUAAGAUGUUGCGGAAGAGGAGACCCGAGGCCUCGAACUGUUUGGCUUGGCCACCCAGAGAAGAGAGAGCAGCGAUACCCACGCAAUGUGAUCAACAACCAAAAAUACAACUUCUUUACUUUUUUACCAGGGGUGCUGUUCAACCAGUUUAAAUACUUCUUCAACCUCUACUUCUUGUUUCUGGCCUGUUCUCAAUUUGUUCCUGAAAUGAGGCUUGGUGCCCUGUACACGUAUUGGGUUCCACUGGGUUUUGUGCUCGCCGUGACCAUCAUCCGCGAGGCGGUAGAGGAGAUCCGAUGCUACAUGCGUGAUAAGGAAGUGAACUCCCAGAUCUACAGCAAGCUCACAGCGAGAGGAACAGUCAAGGUGAAGAGUUCAAAUAUUCAAGUGGGAGACCUUAUCAUUGUGGAAAAGAACCAACGAGUCCCCGCAGACAUGAUCUUCCUGAGGACGUCGGAAAAGAACGGGUCCUGCUUUCUGCGUACGGAUCAACUGGAUGGUGAAACAGACUGGAAGCUGCGCCUGCCCGUCAGCUGCACUCAGAGAUUACCCACUGCUUCAGAUCUUCUUCAGAUCCGAUCCUAUGUGUAUGCAGAGGAGCCUAACAUUGACAUCCACAACUUCGUUGGGACUUUUACUAGAGAGGACAGCGACCCUCCAGUGAACGAGAGCUUAAGCAUUGAAAAUACUCUGUGGGCCAGCACUGUGAUAGCUUCAGGAACUAUUGUGGGAGUUGUUCUCUACACAGGCCGGGAACUGCGCAGUGUUAUGAACACAUCAAAUCCACGGAGUAAAAUUGGCCUCUUUGACUUGGAAGUGAAUUGCCUCACCAAGAUUCUCUUUGGUGCUUUAGUGGUGGUUUCUCUUGUCAUGGUUGCUCUUCAACACUUUGCUGGCCGUUGGUAUCUUCAGAUCCUCAGAUUUCUUCUUCUUUUCUCAAACAUCAUUCCGAUCAGUUUACGUGUGAAUCUAGACAUGGGGAAAAUAGUCUACAGCUGGAUGAUCCGGAGGGAUUCCAAAAUUCCUGGCACUGUGGUUCGAUCCAGUACAAUCCCAGAACAAUUAGGAAGAAUAUCCUAUUUGCUUACAGAUAAAACAGGGACCCUAACGCAAAAUGAGAUGGUUUUCAAACGCCUACACCUUGGAACUGUGGCUUACGGACUAGACUCCAUGGAUGAAGUUCAGAGCCAUAUAUUUAGUAUAUACACUCAGCAGUCCCAGGAGCCACCUGCUUCGAAAGGCCCCGCCUUGGCUACCAAAGUCCGGAAAACCCUGAGCAGUCGGGUCCACGAGGCGGUGAAAGCAAUAGCCCUCUGCCACAACGUGACUCCUGUCUAUGAAUCGAAUGGUGUGACGGAUCAAGCUGAAGCAGAGAGGCACUACGAAGACUCAUGCCGGGUGUACCAAGCUUCUAGUCCUGAUGAGGUGGCCCUGGUACAGUGGACGGAGAGUGUCGGCUUGACCCUGGUCGGCAGAGAUCAGUCUUCUGUGCAACUGAGGACGCCUGGUGGCCACAUCUUAAAUUACACCAUCCUGCAGAUCUUUCCAUUCACUUACGAAAGUAAACGUAUGGGGAUCAUUGUUCGGGAUGAAUCUACAGGAGAAAUAACUUUCUACAUGAAAGGUGCUGACGUGGUGAUGGCUGGCAUUGUUCAAUACAACGACUGGCUGGAAGAAGAGUGUGGCAAUAUGGCAAGAGAAGGGCUCAGGGUCCUUGUAGUAGCCAAGAAAUCCCUGACUGAGGAACAGUAUCAAGACUUUGAGGCACGUUACGUCCAGGCCAAGCUCAGCGUCCAUGACCGGUCCCUGAAGGUAGCAACUGUGAUCGAGAGCCUGGAGAUGGAGAUGGAGCUGCUCUGUCUGACUGGCGUGGAGGAUCAGCUGCAAACAGACGUCAGGCCUACGCUGGAGACUCUGAGAAAUGCCGGCAUUAAGGUAUGGAUGCUCACAGGGGAUAAAUUGGAAACAGCCACAUGUACAGCUAAGAAUGCACAUCUGGUCACCAGGACCCAGGACAUUCAUAUAUUUAGACUGGUGACCAACCGUGGAGAAGCUCACUUGGAACUGAACGCCUUCCGCCGCAAGCACGACUGUGCCCUUGUGAUCUCUGGCGACUCGUUGGAGGUCUGCUUGAAAUACUAUGAGUACGAGUUCAUGGAGCUGGCGUGUCAGUGUCCAGCAGUGGUCUGCUGCAGAUGUGCCCCGACCCAGAAAGCACAGAUUGUGCGCUUGCUCCAAGAGAGAACUGGGAAGCUGACCUGUGCAGUUGGUGAUGGUGGGAAUGACGUCAGUAUGAUUCAGGAAGCUGAUUGUGGUGUUGGAGUGGAAGGAAAGGAAGGCAAGCAGGCUUCUCUCGCUGCAGACUUCUCCAUCAGUCAGUUUAAACACCUGGGCCGGUUACUGAUGGUGCACGGACGGAACAGCUACAAAAGAUCGGCAGCUCUCAGCCAGUUCGUGAUCCACAGAAGCCUGUGCAUCAGUACCAUGCAGGCUGUUUUCUCUUCAGUGUUCUACUUCGCCUCCAUCUCCCUCUACCAGGGCUUCCUCAUCAUUGGGUAUUCUACAAUCUACACCAUGUUUCCGGUGUUCUCUCUGGUCCUGGACAAGGAUGUCAAAUCAGAAGUUGCCAUGCUAUAUCCAGAGCUCUACAAAGAUCUUCUGAAGGGGAGGCCAUUAUCCUACAAAACGUUUUUGAUAUGGGUUUUGAUAAGUAUUUAUCAAGGUAGCAUCAUUAUGUACGGAGCACUGCUGCUGUUUGAAUCGGAGUUUGUCCACAUUGUGGCCAUUUCCUUCACGUCCCUGAUCCUCACAGAGCUGUUGAUGGUGGCGCUGACCAUCCAGACGUGGCACUGGUUCAUGAUAGUGGCCGAAUUACUCAGUCUUUCCUGCUACAUUGCUUCGCUGGUCUUCUUACACGAAUUUAUUGAUGUUUAUUUCAUCACAACCUUAUCGUUCUUGUGGAAGGUGACGGUCAUCACCUUGGUCAGCUGCCUCCCUCUCUACGUCCUGAAGUACCUGAGGCGAAGGUUCUCUCCUCCGAGCUAUUCGAAGCUGACGUCAUAGGUGCUUCUCCCAACGAAGCAAAGACUCGUGUUUUUUUGCACAGUGCUCACAGACAAAAUCAAUGUGUGUUCAUCAUAGUAACAGCUGCCUCUGACAGUUGUGUAAGGGUUGUGCGUUGACUGGUGACCUUUGUGGGAAAAGACUGAAUAAUUGGCAGUUGAGCAAGUUGGCUAGGAGUCAGCCAAGUAAGCGGGAAGAACUGCCUGAUCGGUCAAGCUCUGUCCAUUUCUAUUUA
Euleptes europaea (tarantolino) is the source of this 3385-nucleotide messenger RNA. RefSeq names its product ATPase phospholipid transporting 9A (putative) (gene ATP9A). Gene Ontology annotation, biological process: retrograde vesicle-mediated transport, Golgi to endoplasmic reticulum; endocytosis; phospholipid translocation. The transcript is spliced from 28 exons. Gene Ontology annotation, molecular function: ATP binding; magnesium ion binding; ATPase-coupled intramembrane lipid carrier activity. Gene Ontology annotation, cellular component: plasma membrane; trans-Golgi network; endosome. The record is from RefSeq and is a predicted model, not a curated record. NCBI's taxonomy places the organism in Eukaryota, Metazoa, Chordata, Lepidosauria, Squamata, Sphaerodactylidae. The coding region runs from base 7 to 3150 and encodes 1047 amino acids.